Molecule: messenger RNA, 1437 nt
Organism: Henningerozyma blattae CBS 6284
Lineage: Eukaryota; Fungi; Ascomycota; Saccharomycetes; Saccharomycetales; Saccharomycetaceae
Gene: HST3
Product: NAD-dependent histone deacetylase HST3
Exons: 1
Coding region: 1-1437 (478 amino acids)
Molecular function (GO): NAD+ binding
Source: RefSeq, a predicted model, not a curated record
AUGUAUAAAAACGUAAAAAUAGAAUCUAUAAAACAUAUAAUACGUAUUCCAGCACCUAAAUCAAUAUCAUUUUUAAAACGUAAAAGUAGUAGUAAUUUGAGAUUUAGCCAAGCAGAAUUAUCUAACUUACAAACUGAGAAGUUACAAUACAUUGAAGGGCUCAACGAUGAAGAUGAGAUCUUAUUGAAACUGACUAAUCUUAUAAAUAAAUGCAAGAGUUUUACAGUGUUGACAGGAGCAGGUAUAUCUAUCAAAUCCGGGAUUCCAGAUUUCAGAUCUAUUGAUGGUCUUUAUAAUUUAAUUAAAUUACAAUACCCAGAAUUAAAGAAUUCUAUUCAAUCAGGUAAGGAAUUAUUUGAUAUUUCAUUAUUCCGUGAUUCUUUAAAGAUUGAAUUUUUUGCUAAAUUUAUUGAAAAUUUUUAUAAUAAUUAUAUUCGAUGUGCCAAACCAACUCAAACACAUUAUUUUAUUAAGCAUUUACAAGAUAGAAAUAAAUUAAUGCGAUGUUAUACACAAAACAUUGACGGGUUAGAAGAAAUGUCAGGAUUAAUAAAAAAAGCUAACGAGCAUGAACCUGUAAUUCAAUUACAUGGAGAUAUAAAUAAUUUACAAUGUAUCAAGUGUUUCCAAGAGUUUGAAUGGACCAGAUAUUAUUUGAGGAUGUUUUCCGAGGGGAAAUUACCUAAUUGUCCCAAUUGUAUUGAUUAUAAUGAAUCACGUAAGAAAUUGGGGAAACGAAUUAUUAAAAAUUUUGAUGGAUUUUUAAAACCAAAUAUAAUACUUUAUGGAGAAAAUCAUUCUAAAGGUGAAAAAAUAUCUAAUAUUAUCAAUCAUGAUUUAAUGAAAAAUAUUCGUAAAAAUAGUUUAUUUUUAAUAAUGGGGACCAGUUUAAAAGUGGAUGGUAUAAUUCGUUUAGUUAAAAAUUUCAGUUCAAUAAUUCAUAAACAAAAUGGAUUAAUUAUAUUAGUGAAUAAGACAAAAGUAUCAGAAAGUAUAUGGUCUAAAUAUAUUGAUUAUCAAAUAGUUACUGAAUGUGAUGAAUUUGUAGAAUAUUUAAAAGCCAAAAUCCCAGAUUUUUUCAUGAGUCAAAAUCAAUCUGAAAAAUUGAAAAAAUUGAGAAAAGAAAAAUCAGAUUUACGUAAGUUACAACGUGAAAAAAAGAAACAAGAAACAGAACAAAAUGAAGUUAAAGUAAAUAUAUUAAAUACACCCCCUAGCACACCAAUAAUAAGUCAAGAUGAGACUGAAGUUGAUCUGAUAAGAAAACGUGUGUGCGAAACGGAAUUGGAAGGACUAGGGUUAAAAAUGCAAAAGUUUGAUGAUAAUAGUAAUGAUAAUGAUAAUGAUAGUACCGAUACCAAUACUGAUUCUAAUACUGAUAAUAUUAUUGAUAAUAUUAUUGAUAAUAAUAAUAAUAAUAAUAAUAAUAAUAAUUGA